Molecule: messenger RNA, 1789 nt
Organism: Closterium sp. NIES-67
Lineage: Eukaryota; Viridiplantae; Streptophyta; Zygnematophyceae; Desmidiales; Closteriaceae
Source: the annotation of a GenBank genome assembly
AUCGCCGGGGCAGGGCUGCAGUAGCACCCCAUGGUUGGUGUUCAACGAGGUUCCUCAAUCCCGUGGUGUGGCUCGUUUGGCUAUUUAGUCUCCCCCAGAGCUGAAUCCAUAUUCUCGAGCUAGGUUCCUUCAACAGCUUUUCUCACAAUUUCUACUCGUUCUCGACCCCAGAGCUCCUGCUUCUUUGGUAAUCGCCGUCUGCCACCAUGCAGAUCUUCGUUAAAACUCUCACCGGCAAAACCAUCACCCUUGAGGUGGAGAGCAGUGAUACCAUUGACAACGUUAAGGCCAAGAUCCAGGACAAGGAGGGUAUCCCUCCUGACCAGCAGCGUCUGAUUUUCGCUGGCAAGCAACUGGAGGAUGGCCGUACUCUUGCUGACUACAACAUCCAGAAGGAGUCUACCCUCCAUCUGGUUUCCGACUUCGCGGUGGCAUGCAGAUCUUCGUGAAGACUCUUACUGGCAAGACAAUCACCCUGGAGGUCGAGAGCAGCGACACCAUCGAUAACGUCAAGGCGAAGAUUCAGGACAAGGAGGGUAUCCUCCUGACCAGCAGCGUCUUAUUUUCGCCGGCAAGCAACUGGAGGACGGUCGCACGCUCGCUGAUUACAACAUCCAGAAGGAGUCGACGCUCCAUCUGGUGCUUCGUCUUCGCGGUGGCAUGCAGAUUUUCGUCAAGACUUUGACGGGAAAGACCAUCACCCUGGAGGUUGAGAGCAGCGACACCAUCGACAACGUGAAGGCCAAGAUCCAGGACAAGGAAGGCAUCCCUCCCGACCAGCAGCGCCUUAUCUUCGCGGGGAAGCAGCUCGAGGAUGGUCGCACGCUCGCCGAUUACAACAUCCAGAAGGAGUCUACCCUCCAUCUGGUGCUCCGUCUUCGCGGCGGCAUGCAAAUUUUCGUGAAGACUCUUACCGGCAAGACCAUCACCCUGGAGGUUGAGAGCAGCGACACCAUCGACAACGUGAAGGCCAAGAUCCAGGACAAGGAAGGCAUCCCUCCCGACCAGCAGCGCCUUAUCUUCGCGGGGAAGCAGCUCGAGGAUGGUCGCACUCUCGCCGAUUACAACAUCCAGAAGGAGUCUACCCUCCAUCUGGUGCUCCGUCUUCGCGGUGGCAUGCAGAUUUUCGUGAAGACUCUUACCGGCAAGACCAUCACCCUGGAGGUUGAGAGCAGCGACACCAUCGACAACGUGAAGGCCAAGAUCCAGGAUAAGGAGGUAUCCCCCUGACCAGCAGCGGCUCAUUUUCGCGGCAAGCAGCUCGAGGAUGGCCGUACUCUAGCGGACUACAACAUUCAGAAGGAGUCGACCCUCCAUCUGGUGCUGCGCCUCCGUGGUGGAAUGCAGAUUUUGUGAAGACCCUCACUGGCAAGACCAUCACGCUUGAGGUGGAGAGCAGCGACACCAUUGACAAUGUCAAGGCUAAGAUCCAGGAUAAGGAGGGUAUCCUCCUGACCAGCAGCGUCUGAUCUUCGCAGGGAAGCAGCUCGAGGAUGGCCGUACCUUGGCGGAUUACAACAUUCAGAAGGAGUCUACGCUUCAUCUGGUUCUCCGCCUCCGUGGUGGUCAGUGAGUGACACCAGCUUAAGCUGGUUGCAGACAUGAGCUGUGGUGGUUCCUAAUGGUUGUAUAACUUCUGUGUUUACUGUAUACAAUCGUGGAUUAAUUUUGAGUUGGCCAUCACAGCUGAAAUUGUCUUGCAUUGGUGCGAAGCCAGUUGAUAACUAACCAGUCUCGGGCAGAUAUGGUUGCAUCUCUGUAAGCAAACGAUAAUGCUAAACUUUUCCCC